This is a messenger RNA of Amaranthus tricolor (Joseph's coat), 682 nucleotides long. RefSeq lists its product as uncharacterized. The transcript has 2 exons. The coding region runs from base 160 to 606 and encodes 148 amino acids. The record is from RefSeq and is a predicted model, not a curated record. NCBI's taxonomy places the organism in Eukaryota, Viridiplantae, Streptophyta, Magnoliopsida, Caryophyllales, Amaranthaceae.
UUCUAUGACUAUCCAUCACAUCUCCCUCCCAAAAGUCCCCAUCUUUUCGUUAUAAAUUCUUUUUUUCCCCGCCACCAUUUUUGUCCUCCUUCCUUCGCAGUUCAUAUCUUCCCUCAAGAUUUUCACAAAUUACCAAACCCAUUAAUAAAAGUAAAAAAGAUGCAUAGAUCAUCAAGCAAUACAAGAGUAGCAGAUGAUUUUUAUAGGAAUUCAUCUUCAUUUUUUUCUUCUCCUUCUACCGCCAUUGAUGGCGACGACAGCCAUGGAAACGGAAAUGGAAAUGGAAAUGGGAAUCUUCCUAUACACAACCCUGGAUCCUACCCUGCUAAGAAGGAAAAAUCUCGUCUUAGAUCCGCAGAAAAUGCUGUUCAUCUUAUUCCUCUUGUUCUUGUACUUUGCGCUAUCAUCCUCUGGUUCUCCUCCAACCCUGUUGAAGUCGUGACUAAAAAUCCUGGUUCAAUCGGUGUGAGAAUUGAAGGUUCUCACACUGCUGGGGCUGUCGAUGGCACCCACAACAACUUGCACCUCAAGCUUGAAGAUCACGAUUUGUUGCAUCUUCAUCAACGUCAGCAGCAGCAGACAAUUGAUAAGAAGCGUUCAGUAUGAAUGAAGACGGUAAUAAUGGAUGCAUACUUGUUGGUUAUUGGUUGUUGCAAAUGCCCAUAGUUCCCGAAUCCUUCAA